AUGGAGUUCAAAUGGAUUCAGAUGUCUUUAUUUCUAACAGCUCUGCUUCACUUUACAGGUGAGAACGCUGAUAUCACAGGUGACUUAGAGGAGCUUUUUAAUUAUUUGACUUUUAACACAACAAGAUUGAAAUAAAACACAAGUAAAAUUUUCUCACUGAAUUAAAUUCUCAUAUAUUUCUCGUAUUUCAGCCACAGAAGUACAACCACUUGACCUCACUGUCAGAGUUGGAGACAACAUCCCUUUGACCUGUGAGAACCUGAUAAAAGAUCAACAUGAGUGUAACUUUACUACAUGGACCUUCAGCCAUUCUUCUAACUCAGCAGCAGCAGUCGAGCUGGUUAAACUCGGGCAGGUAAGUGAAGAUGUUGGAUCUAAAUCAGACAGACUGAGUGUGACAGAGGACUGUUCUCUGCUGAUAAAGAAGGUCAGAGAGGAUGAUGUUGGGCGUUAUGAAUGUCGACAGUACCCACCAAGAGGAAGACAAGAACCAAACGCUCAAGUCUUUCUGUCUGGGGUUAACAGUGAGUAUUUCUAUUGAUAUUUUUUCUGCUUAAAAUUUUACACUGAAUAAUUACAUGAAUUGUGAUCACAGUCUGAACUUUAUUUGAUUCUCCAUCUAAAACAGUGACUCAACAAAAGUACGAUGACGACGUGACAUUGACCUGCUCUGUGACGUCCCUUUACCUCUGUAAACACACAGUGAAGUGGCUGUUUGAGGGUAAAGAUGUGGUUGAACAUGACCAAAGUGUAAGGACUUCAAAAGGUCUCUGCUUUGCCGAUGUGAGCUUUCAGCCUGAUCACUACAUGUACAGAUCCAGAUAUGAGUCACUGCAGUGUGAAGUGACUGUAGAUAACCAAGUGUUUUCCUUCAGACUUCAGCCCUCAGGAGAGAAACCAGGUGAGGCAUUAUGACUUUUUCAAUUUAAUUUUUAAAUAUCACCAUGACGACCUCAUCACAGUUUUGAUUGUUAGUUUCAUUAAUAGUAUGCUGAUUUAAAAGCUCCACCUGUAACUUCUGAGAAAUUAGUGUUUACUAAUCUGUUUUCUCUCAUUUCGACCAAAUGACUGAAGGAAACACUUUUUUAAGGGACGAGAAAUAAGCUUUAAACAUUUCUGUCCCAUCAUGCUCUGUUUCCUGUCAGGUUGUUCUUCCCUGGACUGGAUCAUGUUGUCUCUGCGUGUGUCUGAACUCGUCCUCAUCACUGUGAUCACUGUUCUUCUCUUCAGAGCUUCAGGUGAGAACCUUCAGACCAACAUGAGGGUCAGAGUCUGAUGUUGUUUGGAGCUGAAAUCUGUCUCUCUGCUUUCUUUUCCAGGGAACCACAGACCUCCUAAUGAUUUCACUGUGAGUAUGACAGAGUUCAGAGUUGGAGCUGUGAGAUCAGACUGA
Messenger RNA from Xyrichtys novacula (pearly razorfish), 1393 nucleotides. The record is from the annotation of a GenBank genome assembly. NCBI's taxonomy places the organism in Eukaryota, Metazoa, Chordata, Actinopteri, Labriformes, Labridae.